Messenger RNA from Letharia lupina, 3246 nucleotides. RefSeq lists its product as uncharacterized. The coding region runs from base 1 to 3246 and encodes 1081 amino acids. The transcript has 6 exons. Lineage: Eukaryota; Fungi; Ascomycota; Lecanoromycetes; Lecanorales; Parmeliaceae. Gene Ontology annotation, biological process: carbohydrate catabolic process. The record is from RefSeq and is a predicted model, not a curated record. Gene Ontology annotation, molecular function: calcium ion binding; alpha-amylase activity.
AUGGCACUAGCCAUUCUAGUCGUUCUUUACACGUAUCUUGGUUUGGCUGCUGCGCUUUCAAAGGAGGAAUGGCGGUCUCAGUCGAUCUACCAGCUUCUUACCGACCGCUAUGCUCAAACCAACGGAAGCACGGCGCCUUGCGGUAAUCUCGGAGAUUAUUGCGGUGGCUCAUGGCAAGGAAUAACCAACAACCUCGACUACAUCCAGGACAUGGGCUUCACAGCUAUCUGGAUAUCGCCUAUCACAGAGCAAAUACCAGGCAUCACCUAUGAAGGGGCGGCUUACCAUGGAUUCUGGCCACAACAGAUCAACCAGGUCAACUCGAAUUUCGGGACUGCAGCGGACUUGAAGGACUUGUCCAAUGCCCUGCACGAGAGAGGCAUGUAUCUUAUGGUUGACAUGGUUACGAACGACAUGGCUUGGAACGGCAACUACACCACCGUCGACUACUCUAUAUACGACGUUUUCAAUGACUCAAGUUAUUACCACACGUACUGUCCCAUCACCGAUUACCAGAAUUCAAGCAACGCGGUGGAAUGUUGGUCGGGUGAUCAGCAUAUCUCGCUUCCUGAUUUGGCAACGGAAAAUAGCGUUGUUCUGAGCAAAUGGGAAGCGUGGGUCUCAAAUAUUACUAAGACCUAUGGCAUUGACGGCAUUCGGCUUGACGCUUGUCUUGAACAAAACCAACAGUUUUUUACGUCCUUCGAAGCGGCCGCCGGAAUGUACAUUAUAUGUGAAGUCUACGACUACCCUAUACCUAAGGUUUGCGAUUACCAGAAUUACGUGAGUGGAUUGCUCAACUUUCCCGUAUGGUAUUUGAUCACCGAUGCCUUCGGUUCCAUCAGUGGCAGCAUCACCAAUCUGUACAACGGAAUCACCGAAAUGCAAGGAAAUUGCACAGAUGUUUCCCUUCUGGGAAAUUUUGUGGAGAACCACGACGUCGAUCGUCUCCCCUACACGGUAGAGGAUAUUGGACUGGACCAGAACGCCAUUGCCUUCGCCAUGCUCAACGAUGGCAUUCCCAUCAUAUAUGCGGGAGAAGAGCAGCAUUAUUCAGGAGGCUCCCCCCCUGCCGACCGAGAGACAACAUGGACCUCUGGAUACAAUACCACCACCAUCUACUAUCAGCUUAUCAAAAAGAUCAAUGCGCUCCGAGCGUGUCUAAUCAAUAACGACGCGACAUAUCUGACAACCGAAUCCGUCCCUUUCUUCCUGGACACUCAAGUGCUGGCUGUUAAGAAGGGAAGCACUCCGGCGGCGCAGUUAGUUGGAGUCUACAACAAUCGCGGUACUGGCGCCGCAUCAUAUACGAUCAACAUGGAGAAUACCGGCUGGACGGCGGGCGACCUUGUCUACGAGAUAUAUACGGAACAGACUGUCACACAUCUCGGCGACAACCGCAACACCGACAUCAACGUCCAUCGUUUUACCAACUACUACCACGCCGUCCACGUCCACAUCAACCGUUCUGCCCACUUCGACAAUAGCUUCUUCUUCGGUAGAAACUUCAAGCUCCGUCCUGGGAUCUUCCAGCUCUUCACCAGUACUUACAAGCUCUACGACAACCGCUAUACCCACUUCGACAAUAACAACUUCUUCGAUAGAGACUUCAAGCUCUAUACCGGGGUCUCCCAGCUCUUCAGCGAUAUCCUCAAGCUCUACGACAACCGCUAUACCCACUUCGACAAUAACUACUUCAUCGAUAGAGCCUUCAAGCUCUGUACCGGGAUCUUCGAGCUCUUUACCAGUACUUUCGAGCUCUACGACAAUCGCUGUACCCACUUCGACAAUAGCUACUACUUCGAUAGAGCCUUCAAGCUCUGUACCGGGAUCUUCAAGCUCUUCAGCAAUAUCCUCAAGCUCUACGACAAGCUCUACAGAAGUUUCAAGCUCCGUUCCGGGAUCUUCCAACUCUUCACCAGUACUUUCAAGCUCUACGACAACCGCUAUACCUACUUCGACAAUAGCUACUUCUUCGAUAGGGACUUCAAGCUAUGUACCGGGAUCUUCCAGCUCUUCAGCAGUACCCUCAAGCUCUACGACAAGCUCUGCAGAAGCUUUAAGCUCCGAACACCAGUUUGCGAGGCGGUGACUUACAGCGACGGAUUCUGUUAUUUGAAAUCCGACCCUGGAGCCGUCUACAAUGAAGCCGGCUCGGACAGCGCCUUCGUGAUCAGCACCUUGAAUGGCCCUGAGACUAUAGCAUCCGGGUACUUAUCCGGCAAUAUCUCACAGUCGAACCCAGCCUGUCCCGAUGCCAACGGAAACACCUUCGAGUUCAACGGCUACGUCUACGUCGUGGGCUGCAGUAUUGACAACUACGUCGUUGACAUUUCCACGGCCCCUGGCGCCGAUCUUGCCACCUGUGUGGAGAGCUGUAUUUCUUUCUCGGGCACGCAGUCUUGCGCGGCUGUGACCUACAACAACGGAAGCUGCCACUUCAAAGCUUCGGUUGGGACGGUCUUCCCCGCUACUGGUGCGGAGACCGCCUUUAUCAUAGCGAACAACGCCACCGGCAACCCGGUAGCAUUAACCCCCAGCCCACCCAGGCCAAGCCCACCGUCGCCCGGCAACCCAUCUCCACCACCUAAUCCCCCCGGCCCACCGUCGCCUGGCAACCCAUCUCUACCAUCUAAUCCAAACGUAUCCCCGGGCCCACUGUCACCCGGCAACCCAUCCCUACCGCCUAAUCCCACCGGCACGUAUACGGUCUCCUAUGGAUAUGAGAUAGUUGUGAGGGAAAUGAACGCAACGUUCGAUCCCCCGGAAUCCAAGCGCAACAGGGUGGAUUUGACGCUCAAGCGCAUCGAGACUUGGACUUCGCCUGGCGUUAUUGACUUGGACAACAGCCAGCGCGUGAAGGCUACUACAACUCACCGCCGGUACUUGAAAGGCCAUCAUCGGCCCGAGUAUUCCACAUCGCAGGCCGAGACACGCUCGUCACCAUCCUCAUUUAGACCUGACGAGGCUGACGAGCAAGACGGUGGCAUACUCGAGAUCGUGCUUUUCAGCUCUGGAUCUUACCUCGUUGAAUUCAAUGAGAGCGUUGAUGUGCCUUUGGACUUGAUGGGACAGAUCUUUGUGCGCAGCUCGCUAUUUCGCUUGGAAGCAUUACUGAGUGCAGGCGUGAUGGACAGUGGGUACAAAGGGGGUGUAGGAGCCAUGCUGCAGGUGCUUAGAUCCGCUUGGCUUGAUCGUGUAUCGCGAUACCAGUCUCGCACAGACGGUCUCCCGCCUGAUGAGUGA